Messenger RNA from Peromyscus eremicus (cactus mouse), 2229 nucleotides. RefSeq names its product family with sequence similarity 167 member A (gene Fam167a). The coding region runs from base 611 to 1258 and encodes 215 amino acids. The record is from RefSeq and is a predicted model, not a curated record. Lineage: Eukaryota; Metazoa; Chordata; Mammalia; Rodentia; Cricetidae. The transcript is spliced from 4 exons.
AACCGUGCGGAGAAUUCGCAGUGUUCCGGAGCUCGGGAGGCGGGAGCCGAGAGCGCCUAGAGCAGGCGCGGGCUGGCUGCAAGGACCGCAACAGCUCCGGCGACGCGGCUGGGGCGCAAGAGGUACGCAGAUAGAAGCAUUGAAUCCUGAGUGGAGAAGAAAUCAUUAGCACAGGACGCGGCAAACGAAGCCUUUCUGCCUGAAGGUCCUUGAGAGAAUACAGGCUCACUUCCCCCAUAAAAGAGGACAUUCCUAUCAUCUCCGACCUGCACACCUCCAGCCAGCAUAGAUAGAUCUCGGAGGAGGCUGCCUCAGAGAUUCCUGCUGAUGCUUGUCUGAUCUUGCCUUCUGUGAAGCAUGGCCCCCACAGGAUUAUGGGACAAAUCAUAGACCCUGAGCCACACCUGCUCAGAGAGGCACACUUUACAGCCUCGCUUGGCUCCCGGUGCUGCCAAGCCUUGAGACGCGCUACCAUCCCAACAAUGCCUUCAGGAGCCAGAGCCACUGCUCUAUGAGGUCUUUGCAGAGCAGGACUUGACCUUGCUACCCAGCAAGUCUCCCGAGUGGCCUCCACCACCUCCCAUGUCUGGCUACCAGGGCAGACUAGAGAAUGUCUGUGCCCCGGAUCCAAGUGGAAGAAGUGGGUGAGAAAGACAGGCCAGUAGGGGCCGCCGCACCUCCCGAUGACCACCUCCUCAGCCUGAAGGCCCUCACCGAGAAACUGAGGCUAGAGACCCGAAGACCCUCCUACCUGGAAUGGCAGGCCAGGCUAGAGGAGCAGACGUGGCCUUUCCCAAGGUCAGCUGCCCAGCAAGAGGCCCCCUUGGAGCAGGGAGCAUGUGGAGGUGGAGAGCCUUCGAUACCUCUAAGGGAGUCCAGAGAGCUUCUUCCACCUGCCAGGAGUGCCAGCCAGGGCGACAGGCCUCUGACCACGGGCAAGCUGGAAGGCUUCCGGAGUAUCGAUGAAGCUAUAAUGUGGCUCAGAAAGGAACUGGCAGAGAUGCGGCUCCAGGACCAGCAGCUGGCCAGGCAGCUCAUGCGCCUCCGUGGAGAUAUCAACAAGCUGAAGAUUGAGCAGACCUGCCGCCUGCACAGGAGGAUGCUCAAUGAUGCUGCCUUUGAGCUGGAGGAGCGAGAUGAACUGUCCGACCUCUUCUGUGACUCCCCUCUGGCAUCCUCGUUCAGCCUCUCCACACCACUCAAGCUCAUCGGCGUCACCAAGAUGAACAUCAACUCCAGAAGGUUCUCUCUCUGCUGAGAAGCCUUGGGAUAGAGGGGGGGGCGGGGACCAGAGCUAAGGGUGAGAGAGAGGCAGCUCAGACCAAGUUACCCAAAGUGGGUCUCCCUGAGGCCAUGCUGGGAAAUGGAAGGUCCCAGGACCGGGCGGUAGUGUGGCAGGGGCUUCAGCUUUGCAUACUUGGGUCUUCAUGUUCAAUACCCAAAGAGUCUGCAGGCGCUAUGGAAAACAGGGUCUCAGCAGGAUCCCUGUGGCCUGUCCCCCUCAGUGGCCUCCUUUCCUGUGUCCUAGACUCACUGGUGCUAUGAUGUUGGAUCCCAAAGGGGACUUCCCCACCCACAAAGCUUGUUCUUACAGAAAGCUCUCCUCUAGGGAAGCGGGGAAGAUUAGAUGUGUAGGGCACACUCAUCUCUCACCUAGUGUCAACACCCUCUCAGUCCUAGCUCUAAUUGCCCCAAAGGAGGUGAUUCAGCAACCUGGGCAGGGAUGUGCUAGGACAGGAGAACCUAAAGGAAUAACACGGUGGCACAUAGGAACGCAGGCUUCUCUUCGAUGGCCACCAGCAUCCCUGGGAAGGAGCUCUGCCCUGCUACUUGGACCUUCAGCCUUGAUGCUACAAGGCCAUGCUAUUUCCAGCUUGCCCCAUGACACAUGUACCUUGUAUAGCUUUGGUAGAGGAACCCAGACGCCCUGCUGUCCCCCACCCCCCAGCUCCAGUUACAACCACUUCAGUUAUUUUGCUGCCACUCACAACCCCAGGAGAGCACCAACAGGCCACUGGUGACUAAACCAGGCAGAUAGGAAACAGAUUUCCCCCAAGUGAAUCCUACUGCAGGAGGCAAGACAGAGGCCUUCCUGGUGGGACCUGAUGGUGUCACCACAUCACCUUAUCCUCAGCACCAAAGACCACAGGGAGUCCAGAAGCCCAUACUGAGCCUCUCUCAAGACCGUGCCUGACCUAAACAAUGAAUUUUAAUUGACCGUGACUGUUA